Molecule: messenger RNA, 3258 nt
Organism: Andrographis paniculata
Lineage: Eukaryota; Viridiplantae; Streptophyta; Magnoliopsida; Lamiales; Acanthaceae
Product: formin-like protein 3
Exons: 6
Coding region: 411-3116 (901 amino acids)
Biological process (GO): actin cytoskeleton organization; actin nucleation
Molecular function (GO): actin filament binding
Source: RefSeq, a predicted model, not a curated record
CCUGACUUAUGUGGAAAAUCGCCAUUAAUGAAACCUUCAAAAUAUGUGAGGAUGGCGGUGAGUGGUGAUGCAUUUGCAGAUAGCUUGGGAAGAUGGAGGACGGCAUCCUUCCCAUUCCUCGGUCUUCUUUCUCAGAGUCAACUUGCGCCUGUGUGAUCAUCGUUGCUGCUUCUGAUCGUACCUAAGAGGAAGUCCCUGUUUGAAUCGCGAGUUCACCUCAUUUCCUGUUUUUAUCAGCCUUUUAGUUUGUGCAUCGUUGGGAAAGCUAAUCGACAUUUAGUCAGUUAGUCUGGAGCUUUUUUGAGAACGAUCGUUAAUGUUGUAAGAGGGAUUGGUGAAAGCUGUUGAAAAAGACUGCUGAAUCUGGUUUGGUACAAAAAUUGAUUCAAGGAGUUGAGGAGAUUCGAAAUAUGAAGUCAUUGGAGAUUUUCUGUACAGUUUUGAAGAUGAAGAUUGGAGGAAAGAGAGGAACUCUUUAUUUUUUGGGGUCUGUUGUUCUAAUCUGCACCACAAUAGCAAUUGUUGUUGAAAACAGAUGGGAGGAGCAGGAUUCGUUGCUGGCUUAUCUACUGGAAUCAGGAAAGAUAAAUCACGAGAUGGCAGAGAUGUUAAGGAGCAACUGUAUGCUUGAGUUUUUGCAUACCAAGAAAAGUUUACAGAACCAAGAUCAAGACUUCAUUGAGCAGAAGUUAACUUAUAAUAGUGGAUUUAAAAGGUUUCCGGGGACAAAAAUGCAUCAUUUUGUUGAUGCCUUGCUCCCUCAAGUUAAUCAGAUGCUAGUAGAUUGUGCAAUAAAAAGCCAUGCUCAUGAGAAUGAGAAAGAUUCGAAUUCUGGAUACACCAUGUUUGGGGUGUUCUUGUUUAACUGGAACAAGUUUUUUACAAGACGUGCAUUAGCUCAGACAUCUGGAGAUGCACCUGCUCCAUCCCCAAUGGUUUCAUCACAUAGUCGAUCCCCUGCUCCAUCCCCGGCAAUCUUCUUGUCACAUGAUCCCUCACCUGCUCCAUCUCCAAUGGUUUCUUCUUCACCUAGCUCAGUGGAUUUGGUUUCUCCGCAGCCUUCACAUAUACCAGCUAGGUCCCCAUUACCUCAUCCGCCCCCUUCAGAUUUUUACCACCCGACUUUGCAGCCAUCAGGUGUUGGACAUGGUUCUGAUGUAGAGCCAAGCAACAAUAUUAUCAACAAAACUGUUGUUAUUGCUGUUGCCGCAACUGCUUCUGUUACAUUUUUAUUUUCUGCACUGCUCUUUCUUUUCUGGUUUUUUUGCUUCGGGGCAGGUUCUAAACAGGAUAAAGUGGCCGAAAAGCCUCUUAUUUGGUCGAGCUCAAACGAGUACUCUAGUGCCUCUCCACAGAAGACGUUCGGUUUUGGGAGUGUUGUUAAUGAACAAGUGCUUGGGAAUCAAUCUUUUUACCACAAGAACCAGCAUGACAAAGUCAGUGGAAACUUCUACAUGGAGUCACAGUCUAUUGGGAAUUCAAUUCCUGUUGUUGGAAUUGUUGUUAGUGCCGCAGCAACCAAUUCAGUCGAAAAUCCAUUGCAGAUGAAGUCUGAAACAUCAGGUCUUUCUGGAUUGUCAUCAGUGGAGCCAUCUCUUGAAAAUUCAGAUCCUCCUACACCACUUCCAUGCAAUGCAACCCCUGCCCCAUCCCCACCCCCACCCCCACCUCCACCUCCAUCUACGCAGCCAUCAUCUACUGGCUCACAUCCUCUACCUCCUACCCCACCUGGCAAGAAUGGUCCUCAGCCACCACCACCUCCUCCUAGUGUCAGAACGCCUCCACCUCGGCCACCACCAAUUGGCUUGAAACCCCCAUCACUGCAACCAUUUAACUCCACUUCAGUUAAAGAAAGUGAAGCCAGGGCUGCUAAAGCUAAACUGAAACCUUUCUUUUGGGACAAGAUGUUAGCCAAUCCAAAUCAUUCAAUGGUUUGGGAUCAUAUUAGAAGCGGAUCAUUCCACUUCAAUGAAGAGACGAUCGAAAAUCUAUUUGGUUGUGAGCCAUCCGGGAAAAACAAAGUAGAUGUACAGAAGCAGUCGUCUUCUUCAUGUCAAAUGCUUGCACCCCAACACAUUCAGUUGAUUGAUUCCAAAAAAUCACAGAACUUGCUAAUUAUGCUGAGAGCUUUAAAUGUAGCCGCAGAGGAUAUUUUUGCUGCAAUAGAGGAAGGCAAUGAACUUCCACCGGAGCUUAUCGAAACUUUACUAAAAUUGGCACCUACAACUGAAGAAGAAACAAAGCUGCGGGACUAUGGCGGAGAGCUCUCUCAACUGGGACCUGCAGAACAGUUUCUGAAAGUCUUGAUUGAUAUUCCAUUUGCAUUCAAGAGACUUGAAUCGUCUCUUUUCAUGUGCACUCUUCAGGAGGACAUAUCAAUGCUGAGGGAAUCAUUUGCAAUCUUGGAGGCUGCAUGCACAGAGCUACGACAGAGCAGGUUGUUUCUCAAGCUUCUAGAAGCUGUUCUUAAAACUGGAAAUCGCAUGAACGACGGGACAUUCCGCGGCGGCGCACAAGCAUUUAAGCUCGACACACUUCUAAAGCUAUCUGACGUAAAAGGCGCAGACGGAAAGACUACACUGCUGCACUUUGUUGUUCAAGAAAUCAUUCUUUCGGAAGGCAGAAGAGCUGCUCGUCUCGCACCCGAAAUGUCUGAUGAUGAUUCAUCGGAAGAAAAUUUAAGGAACAUUGGUCUCCAGGUGGUCUCAGGCCUGCCAAAUGAGCUCGAGAAUGUCAAAAGAGCUGCACUCGUGGAAGUUGAUAGCUUAACGGCGACGGUCGUGAAGCUUCGCAACGAACAUGCGAAAGCUCGGGAUUUCCUCAAUAGUUCAGCCAUGAGCAAUGCAGCUGAAGAAAAUGGUUUCUAUCGGAUGCUAAGUAGCUUUGUGCAAAAUGUCGAGACUGAUAUGGCAACGUUGGUCGACGACGAAAAGCGGAUAAUUGUGCUAGUUAAGAGCACUGGCGAUUACUUCCAUGGAAACACCGGUAAGGAUGAAGGCUUCAGGUUGUUUAAGAUUGUCCGAGAUUUUCUUGCUAUGUUGGAUAGAGUGUGUAAAGAAGUUAAAACAGGCUCUCCAAGGCCAAGGUUGCCCCGUAACUUAGGCGUGCUUGAAUAACUUCUGAGUUGUAAUAUACACACCAGUUGGAACUUCAAUUGAUCCUCGAUUAUGUUAUGAAUAUAUAUGUUGGUAAAAUGUAAAGAUCUUACAAGUUACAACGAGCAUUGUUUUUGGUUUCACUUUGCCAAUAAUGAAUAUA